This is a messenger RNA of Cyphellophora attinorum, 441 nucleotides long. RefSeq lists its product as uncharacterized. Lineage: Eukaryota; Fungi; Ascomycota; Eurotiomycetes; Chaetothyriales; Cyphellophoraceae. The record is from RefSeq and is a predicted model, not a curated record. Bases 1 to 441 code for a protein of 146 amino acids. The transcript has a single exon.
AUGUCACCUCCACCUGCAUUGCGCCUACUACGGCCAAUCCAGCUAUCCCACCACUUACCUCGGCACCUCACCCUCAGACCCGGAUCAAUCUCCAUCACACGCUGGCAAAACCGAACAUAUGCCUCACAAACAUCCGAUGAUCAACGCGAGGCGCAACUGGAUCGGAAGAAGAUGAAUACGGAAUCACAGGAAUAUGGGUCGACGGAUGAUGCCUCCGCGAGCAACGAGGAAGCUGCGUUCGAUCCCAACAUCACGAGCCCAGAGAAAGCGAAGGAGAAGGCCGGCGAGGGAAACGAUGCCAAUCCUCUGGCAGGGAGUGCAGCGGACCCAGAUUUGAGCCAGCCAACGAGCGAGGUUGAGGGUGGAGCGGACAAGAAGGUCAGUGAGGGUGGUGGUGGGCGCAAGGCACCGGACGAGGGGAAGGGGAGUGAGAGUGUAUAA